Molecule: messenger RNA, 1021 nt
Organism: Mugil cephalus (flathead mullet)
Lineage: Eukaryota; Metazoa; Chordata; Actinopteri; Mugiliformes; Mugilidae
Product: Zinc finger protein 706-like
Exons: 4
Coding region: 112-342 (76 amino acids)
Source: RefSeq, a predicted model, not a curated record
CGCCUCCGCGUCUUGUUUCAACACCUUCUUAGUUUCCCGUAACGUUCAAAGAGGAAAAACGACAAAGAAGCGAAGACAAGAGUCACAUCUCGAAGGUCGAAGCUGAGGGCCAUGGCUCGUGGGCAGCAGAAGAUUCAGUCCCAGCAGAAGAACGCCAAGAAGGCAGCGGAGAAGAAGAAAUCUCAGGGCGCCGACCAGAAGACUGCAGCCAAGGCAGCGCUGGUCCACACCUGCCCCGUCUGCCGGACUCAGAUGCCGGACCCCAAAACCUUCAAGCAGCACUUUGAGAGCAAACACCCCAAGUCCCCGAUGCCUCCUGAGCUGGCAGACGUCCAGGCGUAAAGGGCUUCACCUCAGCAUGGACACACGACGACCACGGACUAACGUUGAAUCACUGAAGGAGACUGAAGACGUGCACUGGGACCCGACAGCGGGUUGGGAUCAGAUGUUUGUGUAGGAGGAGUCGGUGAUGAGGGGGCAGACGUACACCAGCAGCCCACUUUUAUAUUUAUUGUGUACAACUACCUUAUUAUUCCAGACGGAGGAGGGAGGAGGGGGCACAUUCCUAAUGAGCAGAACCAGCAAGAAAACGCCUGCGAAAACUUCUAAUAAUAAUAGUUUUGAAACACAGGAAGAGACGACACUUUCACUAAAAGGUUUCCUCGCUCUGUGGAGGAGACACGGCUUCGUCCUCCUCCUCCUCAGAAAACACCUCACAGCACCACAACAGUACCUCACAGCGUCGUCCUCCGAUCCGACCACGGCAAUAACUCCCAAUCCUUUGUUUUUGUAAAAUUGCUUUAACAAACGUUCACACUUUCAGUUGUAGUUUUAAAGAAACUGUAAGUAGCCCCUGGAGAGAGAGAGUUUAAAUCAUGUAGUUGAAGAAAUGACUGAGUCCUUAUUUUUUUUUCGGUUCUUAUUUUUCACAAGCAGGCACAAAAAACUUUAACCGAUUUGCUUUCACUGUACUAUUUUUUUUUUACCCUUUUCAAUAAAUUGAACGAUGUAUUUAAUGUGA